Messenger RNA from Ustilago hordei, 3276 nucleotides. Its product is annotated as putative Mitochondrial distribution and morphology protein 34. Gene Ontology annotation, biological process: mitochondrion organization; phospholipid transport. Bases 1 to 3276 code for a protein of 1091 amino acids. The record is from RefSeq and is a predicted model, not a curated record. The transcript has a single exon. Gene Ontology annotation, molecular function: lipid binding. NCBI's taxonomy places the organism in Eukaryota, Fungi, Basidiomycota, Ustilaginomycetes, Ustilaginales, Ustilaginaceae. Gene Ontology annotation, cellular component: ERMES complex.
AUGUCGUUCAACUUCAAAUGGCCGACUUUCUCGGAGGCGUUCCACACGAGCGCAGCGCAAAUGCUCAACAGCGCGCUCAACCGUGGACCAAAGCCAAAAGUCAUUGCGGACGACAUCUUAGUAGAAGAGCUUGGAAUGGGCACCAUCCCUCCAGAGCUCGAGAUUCUCGAGAUUGGUGACCUUGGUACCGACCGUUUCCGCGGCAUCUUCCGACUCACGUACGCCGGCGAUGCACAUCUCGUCCUAAAGACAAAGGUACAGGCCAAUCCACUUUCUAAACCCAACCGACCAGACAUUGGCCUCUUUCCUUCCUCCAAUGCAUCCAGAGGUAUUCUAUUUGCCGCUGCGCCGCUCGUCGUGCCCAUGCACUUGCGGCUCUCGUCUGUCAAGCUUCGUGCCAUUGUCGUCCUGGUCGUCUCAAAGGCCAAAGGAAUCACACUCGUCUUCAAGAAUGAUCCACUCGAGAGCGUCGAAGUGAGCUCCACUUUUGACAGUGUAGCCGUCAUCCAAAAGUAUCUCCAACAAGAAAUUGAAGGGCAGUUGCGCGAGAUGUUCCGAGAAGAUUUGCCCGGCAUCAUUCACAGAUUGAGCCAAAGGUGGCUUAGCGGCGAGGUCAAAUCGGAGAAGGAGAAGGCGAAGCAAAGGUCAGAGGCGGACGAUGUCUCACAAGGACCUAAGCCCACACGGACAAGAGAGCCAAAUCUUCCGCGUUCCUCCAGCGAGCCUCUUGACGUUCUCGAGACUGCCUCUGCGUCAGGCGGUCCGUCCAGACGCACUCAUAACAAGGGCAGAAAGUCGCAGCAAGGAAGGUCAGCAGGCAAUGUGGCUGGGUCUGCCGCUCCGUCUAGUCGCUCUCCUCCGAAAGCUCGUGGAAGCUUGCGGCGGCCUCGACACGUCGCUAAGGCUGCAUCUACCUCAGCCGCCCUGCUUCACGAUGAGCUUCCUUCGACUCACGCGUCCCCCUUCGAUGCCGCCUUCCCUGACAUUGAGCACUACGAUCCUACAUAUGGUCUACGUCCUGACGAUCUGCCAACACAUAGCGGCUUCUCUGGGCUCGGGAAACUGGCUCAACGAGGUCUUGGUGGGCUCAAGGAUCUCACAGCACCAUCGCCCACGCUCGGUCCGACGAAGGCCAUCAUGCAGGAUGGCAACGACAUCGAUCUGGACGGAGCUGCUUUUGACGAUCUCGAAAUGCGAUCAGAUGAUGUCGACUCAGAACUUGAUCAGGAUCACGAUGGCAAUGACUCGCAGGAAGGCGAGCGUUCGGAGGAUGACAUGACCACGGACUCGGACGCCGACGCAGCUUCGGAAGAGCUCGAAGAUGACGUGCCUGACCUGGACAUGCACGAGCAAGACAGUGCUGUCGACACUUCCAUUGACUACACCCGCUUUGGAUACCCACCUGCCUCCGCCGCCUUUUCCGACACCCAUGAGCUCAAUCGCGCUUCUUCCAUCAUCUUUGACAAUCAGCCUCAGUCGUCAACGAAGCGAGGCAAGCGAAGCUCGCAGUCUGGCCGUCCUUCAUCGGGUGCUCGUGGUGCGUCUUCCACUCGAUCUGAGAGAUCAGCAACGUCGUCCGCUCGAAGGAAGAAGCCAGAACCUGAGAUCCUUUACGAAACAAUCCCCGCAGUGGGAGGCGGUACGGUGACAAGGCCUAGAAUCUAUCACACCGCUAGCAAGGUGCAGCCUCCGGAGGUGGACUGGGAUGACGAGGACACAGCUCGACCGUCUCAGUACGGUGGUACACCCUCCACAAGAACGGGUGCGACUCAUUUCGGAUCUGACUACGGCAGUGCCACGAUGGGUGCUCAGAGUUCGCGCACCAACACAGUGCGGGGUAUGCACGAUUCGCCUCAGCUUGGUGCCGCCUUUGUUUCGCGCGACAGUAGUGACGAGAGCUUGUUGGACCUCCCGCCUGGAUCUUACCACAGCAGCGACGCUUCCCUUCAGCAGGUCCUCGAUGCAGAGCACUCAUCUUCCUCAAGCUCAAGCCAGCGAAGGAGCCUUGCGAACGGGAGGCCGGCCUCGACGAGCCGCGAUUCUUCCCACCGUGAUCUUUCCAUUCAAGAUUUACAAUGGGACCACAGUGCCGCCGCAAGCACCGCACCGACUUCGUCUCAGUCGCAGAACUGGGAUAUGCAGAAUGGAUUCGAUGCUGCAAGCCGAGCUGCCAACGCUCAGCUCAACUCGGAAACACAGUCAAACUCCGGCAUCAAGUUCCGCAAGAACAAGAGCGCAAACCACCAGCGUUCAAAGACAAUGAAGAAUGGCGAUCGUUCUGGCUUCCUUCCGCAACGCACCGGGGAAGGUCCCGGCCUUGCUGCCACUCCAGGUCGAAGCAGAGUCACCUAUGCAACCUCUCCGCCUGGCGAUUUGGCCAGUUGGGAGCGCAGUCCACAGUUGCGAGCAACCUCAGACCGAGAUGCGGUCUUUUCGACGUCACCCUCUGGCGCGCAAGAUAUGCUGUCGAUCUCGCCCUUCCGUGAUUCGAGCCUCCAUCAUGGCAGCCCACGGGGUGCCUCUAACAUGGCAGGACCCUUUGCUAGCGCGAGCAACAGUCCGCAAGCUGCGGGUCAGUCAAAAGGUGGACACGGCUCUGGGAAUGCACCGACUCGACUGUCGAUCGAUGCCUCUGCUCACUUCCUGGAUCUGGUCAAGUCGAACCAUACGUUGAGUCCCUUUACAAGGAACAUGGAGCAUUUCACUGUGCGAAGUGCACCUGUGACACCUGGUUGGCAGACGACGUCGGGGAGUGCCAGUGUUGUAGGAAGCAGCGCUGCCAGUGGGACCGGUACGACAAGUGGAAGCUCGCAGACUGGCGCGAUGAGCAAGCAACGCAAAUGUAGCAGUGAUAACAAGCAUGCCAACGGUAGGCAAGCUUCAUUUGAGCAGAAGACCCCUCGAGACGCAGAGCCGCCCGUACCUUCCUCUGGCUUGCCAGCGAGACGACGUCGUACCUUCCAGCUGGGCUCGUCCAGUUCGCACGAUGACAAUACUGCAGCCACGUCUUCUCAGCCCAAUAGAAACGCGUCGACAAACCCAGCGCAUGGCGACAUUGCAGCUGGCUCUGACGAGUACGGCUUCUCACGCUUUGCUGGCUCAGGACCGAAACCUUUCAAGGCGGGCAGCUCUUCUUCUUUGUCCGCCGCUGAAUCGAGCAAAGGCAUUCGAUCUGGCGUCAAGGAUGCCCGUCGACGAAGCAGACCGGAUUCGAUGGGUCCACCUUCCGAAGCUGCGCGACUGAGCGCUCUGCGAUGGGAAGCCAUUCGUGAAUAG